ACUAUUAGUACUAUCGCUAGCCUAAAAUUGUAAUUUAAUAAUAAUUUUAUUAUAUUCAGGAUGAAGAUCCUCAUACUUUCUUUAUUUUUCUUCUUUUUUAUGGUAACUCAUGGAAGUUUUAUUAGUAAAAAAGGUAAUAGUGAACAUGAUCAUUUUUUAAGAGGCCUGAAAGAUCCUGAUGAAUCAAAUACUAACUGGACUGUGGAAUACCUGGUCGAGUCUUAUGGCUAUACAAUAGAAACUCACACGGUCACCACUUCCGAUGGUUAUAUUUUAACAUUGCACAGAAUUCCCAGUGGCAGGGCUUCAGAGGAAAAAAAUGGCAAAGUUGCAUUCCUUCAACACGGAAUUUUAUGCUCUGCAGCAGAUUGGAUAGUAAUGGGUCCCGAAAAAUCUCUAGCGCUUAUGCUGGCGGAUGAGGGAUAUGAUGUUUGGCUAGGUAAUGCCAGAGGUAAUACAUGGAGUAAAAAACAUGUGAGUCUAGACACCAAUGAUUCCGAGUACUGGCAAUUUUCGUGGCAUCAAAUUGGAGAUAUUGAUUUGCCUACUAUGAUUGAUUAUGUUUUGGAGCAAACAGGAGUAUCUCAGGUGUAUUAUGUUGGUCACUCGCAAGGAACAACCGUAUAUUACGUGAUGUUAUCCAUGCAUCCUGAGUAUAACAGUAAAGUUAAGAUUGGAGCAUCACUUGCCCCUAUUGGAUAUAUGAACCAUAUGACGGGGCCACUUCUUCGUGCAAUUGCUCUCUUUACGGACGAGUUAAAUGUACUAGGAACUCUUAUUGGAGUGGAUGAGUUUGCACCGACCAGCGAUUUCUUCAAGUAUAUAGCAGGAGAUGUUGUAUGUACAGAGAACUCUGUAACCCAAUUGUUAUGCGAAAAUAUUCUGUUUGCUCUUUGCGGAUUUGACUAUCAACAGCUAAACGACACUCUCCUACCAAUAAUUUUAAAAUACCUUCCGGCUGGUUGUUCAACUAAGCAACCUAUACAUUAUGGACAGGAAAUUAACUCGGGGUACUUCCGGCAGUACGACUACGGACCUAUUUUAAAUUUGGUGUACUACAGCAGCCUUUUCCCUCCAAGUUACGAUUUAUCUAAUAUCGUUACACCAACUUACUUAUAUUAUAGCCUCAAUGACUGGCUGUCAGCAGAAACGGAUGUUUUACGUUUGUGUGAGGAGAUGGGUUCGGCCUGUAAAGGAACAAUACUUAACAAUGAAUAUAAUUUUAAUCAUUUGGAUUACCUCUAUGGCAUAAAUACAACUAGGCUAAUUAAUAAUGAGAUUAUAAGUUUGUUUGGAACAGAAUAAAUAACUUGUGAUA
Messenger RNA from Anthonomus grandis grandis, 1318 nucleotides. Its product is annotated as lipase 3-like. The transcript is spliced from 6 exons. The record is from RefSeq and is a predicted model, not a curated record. Gene Ontology annotation, biological process: lipid metabolic process. Bases 61 to 1305 code for a protein of 414 amino acids. Lineage: Eukaryota; Metazoa; Arthropoda; Insecta; Coleoptera; Curculionidae. Gene Ontology annotation, molecular function: hydrolase activity, acting on ester bonds.